AAAACCGUUGAGUCUUUCACCACCUAGCUGUUGCUAGCUGUCUCUAAUCCCCCUCCCAUGUGACUUACCUCUCUCUCUUCUCUAUUCCAUUCCCUCCUUCCUAGUUCCCACCUCCUUCCGAAACAUCUGGACCUUGAAAAAACCAAUCAAAACGAACACACACACUAAAAUCUAAGAAACUAGAGGAGCCAAUAAAAAACCUUCAUGAGAUGAGGUUUUUAUGACUCAUACUUGGUUCUAUAACUCCCAUCCCUUUAAUAUCUCUAUCUUCCCCCGAGUUUGAGAAGCCCAAGAAUCAGAUUAUUGUUCCUGCAGCUGAGGUUGUUUGUGUUAGUUGUAAGUUAUUGCGAUUCCCCCCUCAUUCAUUUUCUGAAACACAUUCCCCGCACUGUAUUUUCGUUAUAUAUCUUGUGUAUUUGGGGUCACAUCACAUACAUUAGAAAUGGCACAGUUACCUCCCAAAAUACCAAGCAUCCCACAAAAUUGGCCUUCUUUUCCUCAUCACAAGAUGUCAGCUAUGGCUAAUUUCAAUCCUACUGACACUACCCAGCAACAACAACAGCAACAAAAUUCUUCACCACCAUCAUCACAACAGUUACCUUCCUGGGUCGACGAGUUCCUCGACUUUUCGUCAGCGCGGCGAGGUGCUCACCGGCGGUCGGCAAGCGAUUCCAUCGCGUUCCUCGAAGAAUGCCGGAGCUCCGGUUCUGCUGCGGGAGCCCAUGGGUUCGACAGGCUGGACGAGGAGCAGUUUAUGUCGAUGUUCUCCGACGACAUUUCCUCCGGUGGCUUCCCCCAGGCAUUGUCGAACGCUUCCACACCGUCCGAUCAAAACAGCAACAAUGAUGAGAAGCCAAUGGUAUUAGACGAAGUGGUCCCAGUUAAAGAGAAUCAGCAGCAGCAGCCACCGCUAAAGAAAAGUGAGCAAGCGGAGGUGGAGAGCUCGUGCAAAAAUGAAACAGCAUCACCGCCGUCGUCCGUUGCCCCUAGCAGCGUCGAAACUAUCGCCGAUCCUAAAAGGGUCAAAAGAAUAUUGGCGAACAGACAAUCAGCUCAAAGGUCAAGGGUGAGAAAGCUACAGUACAUUUCUGAUCUGGAGAAGAGCGUGACGACGUUGCAGACGGAAGUAUCAGCGUUGUCGCCACGUGUAGCAUUCUUGGACCACCAACGUUUGGUACUCAACGUCAACAACAGUGCCUUGAAGCAACGCAUUGCUGCUUUAGCCCAAGACAAGAUUUUCAAAGAUGCACAUCAAGAAGCACUGAAGAAGGAAAUAGAGAGACUAAGGCACGUAUAUGAGCAACAGAAGCUGCAGAAGAGGGGGAAUUCAGUCAACAACAACAACAUGAAUGGCAAUUCAUCAGUGCCCUUUGCUUCUAUUGAGAAGGAGCAGCUCUUCAGUUGACAAGUCACGUGCCUUUUCUCCUAACUUCAACUUACAUGCAGGGAUUGAAUUGCAAUUUCCACAUUUUGUGUUCGUGUUACAACCUUUUUUAAUCAGUAUGUUAAAAGCUUUUUUUUGUUUGGUUUGGUGGGAUAGGGAGACGAAAAAUUGUGGAUUUGUGUUGGGAUGAGUGACAGGUGUCAGAGAAUUCAUAUUCUCUUUUCUUGUUAUUUGUAUUUAUUUUUCCCCUUAAGGCUGGGGAUGUGUGAUUGCUGUAUUUUUCUUAUUCUGCUCUGCUAAUUCAGUUUCUUUUUUAAUAUUUUACUCUUUCUUUUUUCCAAAAAAAAAUGUAAAAAGAGAGUAAAUUGCAAGGAUAGUUUUUCUUACUUUUACAUGGAACUUGCGUUGACAUCUUUGUAAAGAUUUUUGUGACUGAAGCUUUGGAUCUCACUGUUAAUGAUCAUGUUUAAUUAUGAGCAGGAUCAUCUUGAGCAACCUCAUUUGUAAUCACACAAGGCAAAAAUGAGAAGAAGUCAAAGAUGCUGUUACCCAAAAAUUGUGUCAAGUAUGUCGCUCUUGUGAUGCAGAAUUAAAGCAAACAUUUUAAACUUUCUUGUGAUUCCCAAAAUCAUACUCCAGAUUGCUUCGUACUGUUAAGAGACAGACAAGAUGCCUGAUUGGAUUACCCAUUUAAUUGAUUGUUAUAAAGACAAUCAUCGUUCGGGUAAAAAAAAAAAAAAAACCAGAUACUCCAUUUUGCCUAUAAUUAAUUAUUUGAGUGUUAGCUGUGUUAUGGAUGAA
Messenger RNA from Prosopis cineraria, 2185 nucleotides. RefSeq names its product basic leucine zipper 61-like. The transcript has 4 exons. NCBI's taxonomy places the organism in Eukaryota, Viridiplantae, Streptophyta, Magnoliopsida, Fabales, Fabaceae. Gene Ontology annotation, molecular function: DNA-binding transcription factor activity; DNA binding. Gene Ontology annotation, cellular component: nucleus. Bases 443 to 1405 code for a protein of 320 amino acids. The record is from RefSeq and is a predicted model, not a curated record. Gene Ontology annotation, biological process: positive regulation of DNA-templated transcription.